Aspergillus puulaauensis is the source of this 1050-nucleotide messenger RNA. RefSeq names its product inositol-pentakisphosphate 2-kinase (gene IPK1). Gene Ontology annotation, cellular component: nucleus. Gene Ontology annotation, biological process: inositol phosphate biosynthetic process. Gene Ontology annotation, molecular function: inositol-1,3,4,5,6-pentakisphosphate 2-kinase activity; ATP binding. The record is from RefSeq and is a predicted model, not a curated record. The transcript has 2 exons. Lineage: Eukaryota; Fungi; Ascomycota; Eurotiomycetes; Eurotiales; Aspergillaceae. Bases 1 to 1050 code for a protein of 349 amino acids.
AUGACGCAAAUCAAGUCGUUAGAGCUCCCCUCUGGGGUUCAGCUUUCAUACCUCGCCGAAGGUGGCGCGAAUAUUAUCUAUCGGAUUGUGGCACCGGUUGGCUCGCCGAAAGUCUCGAAAGCUCGUUCUCCUUUACGGGGUUCAAGCGAAACCCAGACUAUUAUGACUGUGCCUGCGGAGUACAAAGGGAAGUUACUGCGACUUCGCAAGGACACACCGGCCGGUGUAUCGUACCAGGAAAUCGCCCGGAACUUUGACAAGAACAUCCGUCCACUGUUUAAACCGGAAGAAUUGGUGGACCAGGAACUAGUAUACUUACCCGAACGACUCACCCAGCACUGCAAUGAGCAAUUGCGCGCCGACGAGCUCACUGGAAAGCGACCGAAACAAAGACGAGGACUUUAUCUCUCCGUGACCGAGCCAUUUGGGCUGCUAGUCACAGAUAUGACCUCCCUUGGCAACCCUGGGACAGAGCUAGCCGAACUGAAGCCGAAGUGGCUUUUUCUGUCCCCGUCUGCGCCAACGGGUGUUCGAAGAUGUCGCACUUGCGCUCUGCGGGACAUGAAACACCACGACGCCCGACGAGUGGGGGCGGCAGAAGCAACAUCCUUCUGCCCUCUAGACUUGGUAUCCGACAAGUUCGAAAACGUUUUGCGUGCGACCAAAUUUGUUAAGGGGUACAAAGAUCAUGCCCGGCUAGCGAGAGUCCUAUAUCGGAACCCUACGCUGCUGAAGCUUUUAGCACACCAACGGAGCCUGAAAGAUGUUGGACUCUACGGGCCAUCGCCGCACACCCGAGAUAAGUCUUUGGCAAUGACAAUCCGCGAUUGCACAAUGUAUAUCAAGAUGCCCCGAAAUGAGAAAGGUCGCGUCGAAAUUCGACUCGGCGAUCUAGAUUUAAAAACUGCAAGCGGAGGCAAAGCCCAGUACUGGUUGGAUCUAGAGCAUCGAUUGAUCAACGAAGGCUGGUAUAUGGGCACUAAAUGCAAUGCUCACCCUUGCGAGUGUGCUCUACAAAGCCCGCGAGCGCAGCCUCCUCAAUCCAUGUGA